Messenger RNA from Microbotryum saponariae, 1377 nucleotides. Lineage: Eukaryota; Fungi; Basidiomycota; Microbotryomycetes; Microbotryales; Microbotryaceae. The record is from the annotation of a GenBank genome assembly.
AUGCUCAGUGUCUUACGAACUUGUAGGUCCAUGUCCCACCCCGCCACACUGCCCUCAAGGUUCGACGUGCUCAUCGCAGCCGACUUGAUGUUGAACCCACCCCCACUGACAUCGCACCGGGUCUUCCGCGGAGUUCACACAUUCCCAAGACGCUUACACCACCUCACAGGUAGGACGAUGACGACCAAGACCACCUCAAAUGCGGGUGGGAACGAGUUUACCAACUUUGCCAAGGACAAUUUCAGUCAAUCCGGUACGUCGCCCCGUCGCCCGAGUAGUAGGAGUGGGGAGGCCAUCGACGACGGUAGUCCUAGGCGUGCUGACCACUCCGGUGAUAAUGAUGAUGUUGAUGUACGACCAGGUGGUUCCGGCCUAUACGAUGCUAGUCGACCUACGUACCCCAAGCAAGCUAUCAAGGACAUUCUCGCCCAACUUCCCCCGCGCUCGACCGUUGUCGAGUUAGGAGCCGGUACCGGCAUCUUUACGAGGAACUUUAUCGAGGCCGUAUCGACGGGGACUGAUGGGCAGAACGCGAUUGAGAAAUGGAUCGCUGUGGAACCUUCGGAAGGGAUGAGGAAGGGUUUCGAGCACAAGUGGGAUCGAACGAAUGGGGUCGACAUGGAGUGUGUGGAUGGACUGUUCGAUAAGAUUCCCGUGGAGGAUGCCAAGGCCGAUUUGGUACGUCCUUGGGGGUGUGAUAUAGCUUUCAUCGUUAUAUCUUACUAAGCUUCAAGUUCCAACCCGUACAGGUCUGUAUUGCCCAAGCGUUCCAUUGGGUCGGCACUGACGGAUCCAAAGCCAUGAAAGAGAUCGCGCGCGUUUUGAAACCCGGUGGAUUGUGCGCCAUGAUUUGGAACCUCGAAAACAGGGAACAGCCUUGGGUCGCUAAAGUUCGGGAGAUUUAUGAGCAUCAUGAAGCGGGUGAGCAGGGGAGUGGUCGAGUGCAGUUUGUGACGAUGGCAAGGACUGAUAUCUGGGUUUUCCGACAAAGGUACCCCUUAAUACCGCCUGGGGCUGUGGAAGUCCAUCUUCCAAACGGACGAAUACAAGUCCUCAUUUUCCGAACACUCUUUGAAGAAUUACUCCCAAACGUUGACGACGAACGAAGACCUUGUCGUUAAUCGUGCGCUGUCCAAGAGUUAUAUCACCGCCUUGCCCAAGGAGAAGCAGGAUGAGCUGGCGGGGAGGAUCCGGGAUCUUGUCAAGGGCGCCAAGGAUAAGGUCUGGAUCGACGAGGGGAAGGGGACGUUUGGUGAGUUGCUGAACUGUGAUACGCCGGAGAGCUACAAGGACUUGACGAGAUUUUCUGACUUUUACUCGUGCGGACCGACAGAAUAUCCCUAUACGAUCGAUCUCUUCACUUUUACACGCAAAUAG